UAAGGAAACCAAAGAAAAGAGUUCAUUUGGCGGCACUGUGCUGCAGGAACAACAACCACUGUUGAAGUCAAGUGUAGAACAAGAUGCCGGAAACAUUGCCAGCAACGGCAACGGUGAGCGCCAGCAGCAUAGAUUGCACCGUGGCGCUGCUUAAGGUGCCCUCACCCACGAUGCAAAUGCCGCAGGCAUGCAAUUUACAAAGUCUCGGUCUCGUCAUGGAGCCGAAUAACAUAAAUAUCGAGCUUAAUCCUGCGAGCUUCCAGAUGAUGACUAUGGAUAUAACCAAAACUGAACCCGGACUUGUCGGGCUUACAUCCACUCAGCAGCAACAGCAGCAGCAGUCGGCGCAGCAGCAGCAGCAGCAAAACGCCAACAUGAACAAUAAUGUGCAGCAGCAACAACAGCAGCAGCAGCAGCAGCAACAACAACAAAACAAUGGCCUCAGCAAUGGAAACAAUAACAACAAUAAUGUGCAAAGCAUUGCUGCGGCCGCCAACAACAACAAUAACAACAACAAUAAUGGCAGCCAACUAUGCGCCGGCUGCGGCAAGCACAUUCAGGACCGUUAUUUGUUGCGCGCUCUCGACAUGUUGUGGCAUGAGGAUUGCCUCAAAUGCGGCUGCUGUGACUGUCGCCUCGGCGAAGUAGGCUCCACGCUUUAUACUAAAGGCAAUCUAAUGCUUUGCAAACGCGAUUACUUAAGGCUUUUUGGUAACACGGGCUACUGCGCCGCCUGCAGCAAAGUUAUACCGGCUUUCGAAAUGGUCAUGCGUGCACGCACCAAUGUCUAUCAUCUGGAGUGCUUUGCCUGUCAGCAAUGCAAUCAUCGAUUUUGCGUUGGCGAUCGUUUCUACUUGUGCGAGAACAAAAUACUCUGCGAAUAUGAUUACGAGGAGCGCCUGGUGUUUGCCUCAAUGGCCAAUCAUCCCAUGUUGAAGCGUCAUGUCUCCUCGUUGGGUCAGGGCUCGCCAACUGGCACUGCUGGUGCCGCUGGUGGUUUGCUGGGCGGCGGACCUGGCGGUGUUAGUGCCAAUGUGAAUGGCGGUGGUCCGCUGGUGAAUGGACCGCGUACGCCGGGCGAUCACAACAAUAACAAUGGACCACAAACACCCACCGGGGGUGGUUCACCGUUUGCUACUGCGGCCGCAGCAGCUGCAGCUGCCGCGCAUAUGAAGAAUCAGUUGGGUGCCUCCAGCUAAAAUAAAGCCCUCGGCAUGAGCAGC
Drosophila busckii is the source of this 1223-nucleotide messenger RNA. RefSeq names its product LIM/homeobox protein Lhx1 (gene Bx). The coding region runs from base 84 to 1199 and encodes 371 amino acids. The transcript is spliced from 5 exons. The record is from RefSeq and is a predicted model, not a curated record. Gene Ontology annotation, cellular component: nucleus. NCBI's taxonomy places the organism in Eukaryota, Metazoa, Arthropoda, Insecta, Diptera, Drosophilidae. Gene Ontology annotation, molecular function: transcription coactivator activity; DNA-binding transcription factor binding. Gene Ontology annotation, biological process: positive regulation of transcription by RNA polymerase II.